AAAUAGACACACCCCCACAAGCUCCUUUAUCUUUUCCCGUCCCCCUGUGAUCUCUUUCUCUCUGCAACUCUCUCAUGUUGAUGUGAUUCUCCACCCACACACCACCAAAGAACCCAUCAAACUUUUACAAAAGAGAAAGAAAGCUCUCUAAUUAACAAGAGCUAUGGUCUUCCCGUCCCUUCCAAUCUAUCUAGAUCCACCCAACUGGUCACAACAGCAACCUAAUCAGCUAGCAAGAAUUGGCACCCAGAAUCCCCAGAUUCCACUACCUCCGCAACGGCCACCACCUUCAUCGGUGGCGGCCGCUAUCGGAAAUGGUGGCUAUCAGGGCUCUAUCAGACCAGGAUCAAUGGCUGAUAGAGCCAGGAUGGCAAAGAUACACCAACCCGAUGCAUCACUCAAAUGUCCACGAUGUGAAUCUACAAACACAAAGUUUUGCUACUACAACAACUACAGCCUCUCACAGCCUCGCCACUUUUGCAAGACAUGUCGUCGUUACUGGACCAGAGGAGGUGCACUCAGGAGCGUGCCAGUUGGAGGUGGCUGCAGAAGGAACAAAAGAAACAAAGGGAACAGUGCUAGAUCAAAGUCUCCUAUGAAACCUUCAACAGGUUCUACCUCAGCCAGUGCUAACUCUUCUUCUAGUGGCUGCACCCCUGAUCAUGUGAUGAUGACUCAUUUGCCAACUCCAACACCAGCUCAUCAAUUCCCAUUCUUGGCCUCUUUACAUCAUUAUAACAGUGACUACGCUUCUGGGGGCAUUGGAUCUCAUUUGGGGGCGAUCACAACACCUUUGGUGGCUAGAAAUGGCAACACUACUAGUGAUGUUGAGUUUCAAAUCGGAACUAGUUCAGCUUCAUCACUUGGUAAUAGUGGUGGAGGGGCUAUGUUGUCAAAUAAUGGCCUUGGUGAGCAAUUGAGGUUUAACAAUCUGCAACAAGUUCAACAUCAGUUCCCUUUCUUUAGUACUAAUUUGGAGCCACAACUUGGGGUGUUUCAGUUUGGUGGUGGAGAAAAUAACAAUGUUGAACCGCCAAAUUAUGCAAAGAAUGGAGGCCGGUUUGAUAUUCGUUCUAAAAUGGAUUCUAUUUCUAGUGUAAGUGGAACAUUACCUCAGCUUAACACAAUAAAGCUGGAAGAAAAUCAAGGUUUGAGUUUGCCAAAAAAUCUCUUGAUGACUAGUUCGGGAAAUGGUGUACUUUGGAAUGGAAGUAGUGGCAAUGCAUGGAGUGAAGUUCCUAGUUUCACUCCUUCACCUAACCACUUGUUGUGAUCAUUGGAAUUAAGCUACUCCAAUUCUAUUGCUUUUGCUUCAUUUCCUAGUCGCCUCAGAUUUUUAUGAUCAUAGAAAAAUGAUCGAAUGUAUUAGAGUUAGAAGAACCUAUUAUAUCACCUUGCUAACAUUGGAACGGAAUUCUACCCUAUGCAUGUGUCUUGUCUUACGAGGAUAUAUAAAUGGGAAGGAAGGAUAAGAAGAUCAGAACACUUUGUGUUACAUAUCAAUGUGACGAUAAAAUGGUACGCAACUCUUCAAGUAAUUUCCUUUUUCCGUCGAUGGAUGUCGUUGAUACUUUUUUGUUGUACUAAGUAUGAACACGUUGAGCAAAAGUAUUGGUGUGUAUUUGUUUAUAUGCAUGUGUUGUUAUGACAUGAAGGGUUAAGUUGAUAUUACUAAUUGUGUGCAGCUAUAUAUAUAUGUGUGUGUGUGGACUAGUCUAGAGGGCUUUUUAUUAUGUGAUGGUGUCAUUUUUUUUUAAUAUUUGCUCAUUGUUAACGAUUUGCGCCAGGUAUAAUGCAACUUAUGUAAGUUUAAGAAA
Glycine soja is the source of this 1817-nucleotide messenger RNA. RefSeq names its product dof zinc finger protein DOF2.4-like. Bases 164 to 1273 code for a protein of 369 amino acids. The transcript has 2 exons. The record is from RefSeq and is a predicted model, not a curated record. Lineage: Eukaryota; Viridiplantae; Streptophyta; Magnoliopsida; Fabales; Fabaceae. Gene Ontology annotation, biological process: regulation of DNA-templated transcription. Gene Ontology annotation, molecular function: DNA-binding transcription factor activity; DNA binding.